CAGUCCACUUUAGAUAUUUUACAUCAGAAGAUUUUUCUGGUCAUUUUCGCCAUGGCACCGCCACAGAACGGAUCUAACCUAACGGGAAACUUUACGAACCAGUUCGUGCAGCCGCCGUGGCGCGUCGCGCUCUGGUCUGUGGCGUACAGCUCCAUCCUGGCGAUCGCGGUGUUCGGGAAUCUGAUCGUCAUGUGGAUCAUUCUGGCUCAUAAGCGGAUGCGAACCGUCACCAAUUACUUUCUGCUCAACCUGGCGUUUUCAGACGCAUCGAUGGCCGCCUUCAACACUUUGAUUAAUUUUGUUUAUGCCACGCACGGUGACUGGUAUUUUGGAGAAGCCUACUGUAAAUUUCACAACUUUUUCCCGGUCACCUCCGUGUUUGCGAGCAUUUACUCGAUGAGCGCUAUAGCAGUCGACAGGUACAUGGCCAUCAUCCAUCCCCUGAAGCCACGGCUCUCAGCCACAGCCACUAAGGUGAUCAUUGUGUGUAUUUGGGUUCUGGCUGUGGUUUUGGCCUUUCCUCUGUGUUUCUUUUCAACCAUCAAAAAAUUACCCAAGCGGACCCUCUGCUAUGUUGCCUGGCCGAGGCCUUCAGAAGACCCUUUCAUGUAUCAUAUCAUAGUGGCUUUGCUGGUGUACGUUCUGCCCCUGGUGGUCAUGGGAAUUACCUACAAUAUUGUUGGUUUGACGCUUUGGGGAGGAGAGAUUCCUGGAGUCUCAUCAGACAACUAUCAGGGCCAACUGCGAGCCAAAAGAAAGGUGGUGAAAAUGAUGAUCAUCGUGGUGGUGACCUUUGCCAUCUGCUGGAUGCCAUACCACGUAUAUUUCCUCGUUACGGGGUUGAACAAGCAGCUGGUUAGGUGGAAGUUCAUUCAGCAGAUCUAUUUGUCAGUCAUGUGGCUUGCCAUGAGCUCCACCAUGUACAACCCCAUUAUUUACUGCUGCUUGAACAGCAGGUUUCGGGCCGGCUUUAAACGGGUUUUCCGCUGGUGCCCUUUUGUGCGGGUGUCAGACUAUGAUGAGCUUGAGCUGCGGGCCAUGCGGCAUAAAGUAGCACGCCAGAGCAGCAUGUACACACUCUCACGAAUAGAGAGCACCAUCGUAGCUGUGUGUGACCCCUCAGAGCCAACCGGUCACCUAGGCCGAAAGAGCCUUCACCACCACCAGCACAACGGCUGCUCCAACCCUAACAAGAGCAAAGAAGUGACGUAUAUGCCGAGCGACCUGAAGGAGGAAUUCUGCUGAGAUGGACUUUGACGUAAGAUUCGUACUGAAGUAUCAAGAACAGCUGUUUUAACAAAGCCUCAUUCUGUAAAUUGGAAGGAGGUGAUGAGAAUUGAAAAGUAGACUGUUUAUUUGUCAUAUCAUUAAUUGAAAAUGCGAGUGUAUAACACAUAAACAGCAUCCUGAUACAGUAAUGUUUUGUGGCGUAUGUCUGGUGCGCUAUGCCUUAAAAAAAAAUGGAGUCACCCCCAGCACUCAUCACCACAAAGACCAAUAUUGUCCAGCAUCUGAGGAGCACUUUGUCUAUAGCAGAAAUUGUAGAUAGCGGCUGCCCUUUGAUGCCAUUCAGGUCCUGUACUCUUUCAUCAUGUGGUAAGCAAGGACAGCAUGCUACCUGAAUGCCAAAGUUUUGAUUUCUCCCAGGAGCUGAACACUCAAUACUUGUUAAAAUCUCUCAUGUUUGAAAAGGCUGAGACUGAUCCUGAGCUGGUAAAUAAGCAGGUGUGUUUCCAGCACACAAGCUGCUUGGCUGAAUCGUGUAGGGAAAUUUGUUAGCUUCAUAUUCUUUCCUGUUUAAUCUAAAACAUUUAAUGUAAUUGAUGAGGUGGUAAACCAAUUGUGCAUCAUCAUAUUAGCAUAGCAAAGA
Molecule: messenger RNA, 1870 nt
Organism: Carassius carassius (crucian carp)
Lineage: Eukaryota; Metazoa; Chordata; Actinopteri; Cypriniformes; Cyprinidae
Product: neuromedin-K receptor-like
Exons: 5
Coding region: 52-1245 (397 amino acids)
Biological process (GO): positive regulation of flagellated sperm motility; G protein-coupled receptor signaling pathway
Cellular component (GO): plasma membrane; sperm midpiece
Molecular function (GO): tachykinin receptor activity
Source: RefSeq, a predicted model, not a curated record